AUGAACCCAGGCUCCGUCCCCGUAGGCGGGCCUGCGAAUCGACCACCAGGCACCAUUCCUGUGGUGCGCCGCAAGAAGACUCAAUCUGAUCCAUUCUUCAAAGGCCCUCGGAAGAAUCCAGCCGGCAUUACUGGCAUCAAACAAGUAAACGGUCAUGCAACUCCCCCAGUCAAUGGCCAACCUCCUCCUAAACGAAUCCCUGUGCCAAAUGGCCCGCGAACCGCCUCGCUCUCCCAACCCGCCCUUCCUGAUCAAGAGCGUGUAAGCGGCUUCAGUGAUCCGCGACUCACUGCGGAGGGAAUCCCUUACAAAGACUACAAGCUUGUAACAUCGAAGAAGGACCUCCUGAAUGGCCUGCGAUACCACCUCCUGCAGCUAGCGGGUGAGAAGGCUAUAGAUAUUCGGAAUGAGGCCGAAUUCCCGAAGCCCGCACGUCUUCAUCGACGCGAUCCUAGAGCACCGCCUCCCGGUCAACAGCACCAGCAGCAGCAACACAAAGAAGAAGACGCCCCGCCCGAGCCCAAAGAUGGCUUGAAUGCUGCAGAGCGAGAAGAGGUGAACAAGAGGAAAGAGGCUCGGCAAAAGGAGCGGGAGGCGAACCUUGCUCAGAUUGCCCCGUCGCAAGGCUCGGGACGAAAGGUAAAUUUCAAGAAGAAGACUCAACAGGUAUUCAGACCAGAUUUCUCUGCCGAAGAUAAGCGUCGAAUUCAAACCAACUACGAAGAGAAGCUACCGUGGCACCUCGAGGACUUUGACGGUAAACAUUGUCUCAUUGGUCACCACCAGAUGGGAUCGAUGGGAACUACCGUUGCUUUCGUCUACGAGCCUGGGACAGACUCUCCCAGAUUCCGGUUGGUCCCCGUCGAGAAAGUCUACCAAUUCAAACCGAAGCGCGAACUUGCCCAGCAGAUGUCGAUCGAAGAAGUCGAGGCAGCCAUGAAAAAACGUGGCACUGAUCCUGAAUGGCUGAUCCGACAAAGAGAAGCUCGCAUUGCGGAGGCGUCGCGCGAGCUAGCUGCAAGGCAGAGCAGGGGCCUUUUCUCGGGCGCUGCCAAGACAGAAACCUUUGCCGGCAGGACAGGCGAAGAUGCAGACUUGGACUUCGAGGAUGAUUUCGCCGACGACGAGGAGGGUGAUCUUUUCGUUGACAAGGAUGAGGACGAGAAGUUCGCUGAGAAACGAAUCAAAGAAGAUCAGUUACAAGCCAAUUUCCUCGACUUCAAAGACCUUAAGGAAUACGAUGAGGCCGAAGAACGAGAGCGACGGGAGGCAGAAGCUCGAAAGAAGAAUUUCCGCGAGCUGAGGAAGGCUCUCGAACGGAGAGAGCGCAACUUUAAUCAUGCUAGCGACUCUGAAUACGAGUCAUCGACCGAUUCCGAAGAAGAGCGAGAGCGCUUAGAGCGUGAGCGAAUUGCCAAUCUCAAGAAGGAGGAAGAAGACGCCGACGGUAAAAAGUCUGCCCUUCCAUCGUCAGGUGGAAACACACCCUCCGGCCGCAAGGAGAAGCACGCCGGCACAGCAAGCGAUCGCGAAGGAGGAAUUAAGAAGUCCUCCUCUUCGAAGUCCCUGAAACGUCCAGGCUCACCAAAUCUGUCCGAAGCUUCAGGGACAGACGCCUCGACCAGAAAGAAAUUGAAGUCACGGCACGUAGCAUCCACACAACCGACCCCCGGUCAGUCUCGGCCAAUGUCACCAGCAAACGCUCUCGACGCUUCAGCAGCGCUGAAGGCACGCAGACGUGCUGCAGGCAGUGGCGCAGGAUCCGACACGGACACCAUGCUCAGCGACCGCGAUGGCGGCGCCAUGUCGGACGCCAGCAGAACCAGGCGCCUCAAAUUGAAGAUGUCAGUCUCACCCCCUGCCACUGGAACAUCCACGCCGCAGCCGUCGUCGCGCGGAGGCUCGCCUGCACGCUCACCGGUUCAACAACCCAUGAGCCCCACUGCUUUCCCUUCGGUGCAGGAUAUCAAGAACGCUAUUCCCCCUCAUGGCAUCGCCAUCAAGGACUUGAUGAAAGUCGUGGCACAUCCGAAGGAUCGACGGGCGGAUUUUGUAGCCUUGGUCAGAGAGGUCGCGCGCAUGGACAAGGAAAGAGGUGUUUUGAUGUUGAAAUGA
Capronia coronata CBS 617.96 is the source of this 2115-nucleotide messenger RNA. RefSeq lists its product as uncharacterized. Gene Ontology annotation, cellular component: transcription factor TFIIF complex; nucleus. Gene Ontology annotation, biological process: transcription initiation at RNA polymerase II promoter; positive regulation of transcription elongation by RNA polymerase II. The transcript has 2 exons. The record is from RefSeq and is a predicted model, not a curated record. NCBI's taxonomy places the organism in Eukaryota, Fungi, Ascomycota, Eurotiomycetes, Chaetothyriales, Herpotrichiellaceae. Gene Ontology annotation, molecular function: RNA polymerase II general transcription initiation factor activity; TFIIF-class transcription factor complex binding; DNA binding. The coding region runs from base 1 to 2115 and encodes 704 amino acids.